GGAGUUACUCCCUGCUCCCGUUAACCCUGGGCUCAGUUGGGAUUUCCAGUCAUUAGCCCCGGCCACAGCUUCAUGUCAUGGAGAUUUACGUGUCCCUUUCGCUGGAGCUUGGGAACCUGACCUGCCCCAGGAACUUUAUGAAGUCUGGCUUCCCCGGCUCUUAGGACACCAGAGCAGAAGAACUUGAAAAGAGAAUUAAAAAAAAAAAAUCAUGAUCCUUGAUGUUUCUGAGAUGAACUCCUUCUAACACAACUGGCAACUCUGUCUCAGAGAUGGAGGACAGACAGACUCCUCGCCCUUCAGAGGAGGUAUUUGCCCCGCAGGAGAGAGAACGGGAGUGAUCCGAGCCUUUGCGCUGGUUCCCUCCCCCCACCCGCCCUGGGUUUUCUCAGAGGUCCUGGGUGGGGGGAAUUCGGGUUGUGCAUGAGCUCUGGACCCAGAUCUGCGGCAGCUCCAGACUCUGCUUCUAGAGACCCGCACUUCUCUGCUUUCAAAAGCAUCUGUGAAACCAGGCCCCAUUCCUUUCUCUGUAGUCACUAGAUUCCUUUUUUGGGGUUGGCAGUGGUGCCGCAGCCCCAGGACCUGUGAGGGCAUGUGAGUGGCGGUGGGGCUGAGACUUGCCCUGGGGGGUUCUGAGUGUGCCAGCACAGGGUGUUCCGCUAGUCUCCCUCCCCUCCCUUCCCAGUUCCUCCGCCCGCUCGCUCCCACAGACUCUGGGAACCCUGAGGUGGGAGAGAGCUCUUACCCGGGGAAGCGGAGCCAUCAGAUCGCCCCAGCUGCCUACACUUUGUUCUCAGCUUCCCUUCCUCAUCCCUCCAGCCACUCCCAGGGUCUGAAGCACCAGCCCCAUCUGAACACCCCUCCCACUUUGACGGAGGCUGGGCUGGCCAGGGGGUUAUUUUGGGAGCAGCUUCUGAGAUCCAAUGGCCUUGUUAGGGCAACACUGACCUUUCUGUCCCGGGAGGAGGGCAGGAUUGGACAGGGGCGGGGCAGCCUCGAGGAGAUCGACGGCCCUGCACACCCCACACCCACGGGUGGAGGCGAAGGGGCCAGCGGGCUGCAGGAAUUCAGCCUGGGGGCUGGGACGGUCACCCAGGGGAAUUUCCCUCUUUGAGACGGACUGGGGUCCCCGCCACCCCACCCUUUCGCUGUGCUUCUUAAAGGGAUCACAGCGUUUUUCCUUUGACUCCAUGGAAGCCAGACUCGGGAUGCUCUGUGGAGGCUUUGAAUCUCUCCUUCCUGCUUCCUUCCCAACUGGCAGCCUUCCUCUGGCUGACUGAGAGGGGCCUCCCAGGCAUGGCACUGACCAGCCCACCCAGUGCUGACUUGGCUCCUGGGCUCACUCAGCCUCUGGUGGCAUCUUGCUUUCCCCCUGCUGGGGUGCGGCGGUGGUGAGUGGGGGGCCCCGGCCUGAGCAAGCUUGGAGCGUGCCGCUGGCACCCCCAUCGCCCUCGACCCCCAAGCUGGAGGGCAGUCAGGUUGUCGGGGGCUAUGAUGAGAUGAGUGGGGGCCGCUUUGACUUUGACGACGGCGGGGCGUACUGUGGAGGCUGGGAGAAUGGAAAGGCCCACGGGCACGGGCUGUGCACAGGCCCCAAGGGCCAGGGCGAGUACUCGGGCUCCUGGAACUUUGGCUUUGAAGUGGCGGGCGUCUACACCUGGCCCAGCGGCAACACCUUCGAGGGAUACUGGAGCCAGGGCAAACGGCAUGGGCUGGGCAUAGAGACCAAGGGACGCUGGCUCUACAAGGGCGAGUGGACACACGGCUUCAAGGGACGCUAUGGAACCCGGCAGAGCAGCAGCAGCGGAGCCAAGUACGAGGGCACUUGGAACAACGGCCUGCAGGAUGGCUACGGCACCGAGACCUAUGCAGACGGAGGGACUUACCAAGGCCAGUUCACCAACGGCAUGCGCCACGGCUACGGUGUGCGCCAGAGCGUGCCUUAC
Molecule: messenger RNA, 1946 nt
Organism: Myotis davidii
Lineage: Eukaryota; Metazoa; Chordata; Mammalia; Chiroptera; Vespertilionidae
Gene: JPH2
Product: junctophilin 2
Exons: 2
Cellular component (GO): junctional membrane complex; sarcoplasmic reticulum; plasma membrane
Source: RefSeq, a predicted model, not a curated record